Chelonus insularis is the source of this 2528-nucleotide messenger RNA. It is a transcript of the gene DCAF12, whose product is annotated as DDB1- and CUL4-associated factor 12-like. The transcript is spliced from 7 exons. Gene Ontology annotation, cellular component: Cul4-RING E3 ubiquitin ligase complex. Gene Ontology annotation, molecular function: protein binding. Lineage: Eukaryota; Metazoa; Arthropoda; Insecta; Hymenoptera; Braconidae. The record is from RefSeq and is a predicted model, not a curated record. The coding region runs from base 448 to 1827 and encodes 459 amino acids.
CAUUGCACGCAACUCAUCUCAACAUGGCGAUGGUGAUUGCCUAGUGCGAUUUAGGGCUCCGUGACCGUGAUUAUAUUUGAUUAUCAUGCACAUUAAAGUGUUAUUGAAAAGUAUUUCCGAAGGUAGGACUACAAUCUUUGUGAAACAAAUAUUAUUUUGGCAACGAAACACACGUGCCACGGAGUCCUGAAACCUAUUGCUUAUAGCCUCUAAGUCGAAGUCAAUAAAAGAGGUCUCAAAGUCCAAGAAUACUACGGGCUUGACAAGGCCAAUAAAUCCAAUUUUUUAUUUAAUAAAUAUCAUAACUCAACUAAUUGUUGAAACACUAGUAUAGUUAGCUAAUCAAUUGUAUAAAAGUUAAAAUAAUUAAAGUAAUUAGCUAAAGAUAAACAAAAUUCAUCUUUUCAUACAGAAGAAAGUUGUAUAAUAAAAAUAAACAACAUCACAAUGGCAGAAACACAGAGAAUGAGGAUUUAUGGAAGACAUCCCAUAUGGGCAAACUUAACUCGGCUAGAGGAACGUCGAACUCGUAGGUUAGCUUUGCGUUUGGAACGGAAUCGGAAACCAGACAAGCCAGAAGACUUUGUAUGCUAUGAAUCUAGCGACGAUGAAGAAGAGACCGUAAUGGAGAGUCGACAGUAUUUGAAAACGUCGUUUAACUUUGUAGAUUAUGUUCGUGCUCGUGAAACGAACACUAAGGAAGUGAGAAAGAUUAAUCAAGAAUAUGGGUCACGACAUAUUUUAACCCAUGAUCUUUUUAAAGAAUAUUCAGUCAGUUUGAAUCAUAUGAAUAAAGUGUUUUGCUCGCAGUGGUUGAGUGAUAGACAAGUAGUUUUCGGUACUAAAUGCAAUAAGCUUAUGGUUUAUGAUGUAGCUACGCAAAAAUUAGAUCAAAUUCCGUCCUUGCAUGGGCGACAGACUAAUCCAGCUGGAGCUCCAGUGGCCGAACAACAAUGUGGAAUUCAUUCUGUGCAAAUAAAUCCAUCACGGACACUAUUGAGUACUGGAGCAAGAAAUAGCAACGAAAUUGCAAUCUAUCGAUUGCCAACAUUAGAUCCCGUUUGUGUAGGAGAGAGUGGCCACAGAGAUUGGGUAUUUGACAUGUGUUGGCUCGAUGAUGAGUUUUUAGUAUCGGGUUCAAGAGAUACAAAAAUGGCAUUAUGGCAUAUUAAUAGUAAUCUUGCUACUGCUCCGGAUAAAUCUGAAGUUCCAACACAUAGACUCAUUCAACCAGUGUGCGUAAAAGACUGUCGAUCUGCACAAAAAGUGCGUGCCCUGGCAUUUAACAAAGCUUACAAUGAAAUAGCUGCAUUGUCUUUAAACAGUUUUAUACAUAUUUGGUCGGCUGAGACUUUUAAACAAAAAAUAUCAAGAAAACUUCCAGCUUGUCAAGAAAAUGUGUGCUUAGCAGUUCAAGAUGAUGGCGUUUAUGCCGUUGGUUGUCGUUCAUAUACUCUCCUUUUAGAUGCACGUACCCUGCAGCCAAUUAAAAAAAUCCCAUCAAGAUACACUGGGUGUGGCAUUAGAUCUGCAAGUUUUCAAGGUUCAGUUCUGACAAUUGGAACCGGCUUAGGGAUGCUCAUGUUUUACGAUGUUAGAGCUCAAAAAUAUUUAGAAUCAUCGAUUAAUUCUAAUCGAACUGUUGUUUUGAAAGCAUCGAAAGGAUAUGUGUUUCCCGACGAAGAAUACAUCGACGGUUUUCAAAAUGUCAAGUACACACCUGCAAUAUAUACCCAUUGCUAUGAUGCAUCCGGGACACGACUAUUUACAGCUGGCGGUCCUCUUCCGGCGAAUUUGUAUGGAAAUUACGCUGGAUUAUGGCAGUAAUAUGGUUAGAAAAUCAUCUGUGACUGUUGUGCACAACUGCAUAUUGAUACGAACUUUAUUAUUGUAAGUUAGGUUUUCUUAAUAAUAUGUAUAAUUAAAUCAGUGAGGAGUAAUAUUUACUUUACAAUUCACAAUGAUUUAAAGGCCCUCAAAAUUCAUAAUUCAUUUGACUAAGUAUACGUGUGUAAAAAAAUACUCGUAAAUGCUUUUAGAAAUUUCGAAAUUAAUUUUAAAUGUUGAUAGAAUAAAAUAAUUAGUUCAAAUGUGUAAAUUAAAAUACUGAAUUUAUGUUAUAAAAAUAUUAAUUUUGUGUUUUAUUUAUUAUUUUAUGGAUUCUAGCAACAAAUUGAAAGAAUAGUAAGAAGUUAGCUAUUUAUAAAAAUUAUCUCGUGCUCAUAUGAUAUUUUGUAAAAUAUACUAAACGAUAAUACUGAUGAUAUUAUUCUGAUAAAAAGUAAAAUAAAUAAACUUGCUAAUUCUAUAAUCUAAAUACGCGAAAGUAUCAUUGAUGAUGAUAGCUAUUUAAAAAAAAAUUUUUUUUUUAUAAAAGCAUUAUGUUAUUGAGAACGAGCACGUACAUUAUGAAAAAAUCGACAAAAUGACUUUGGGGUUUGACAUUGUGAUAUGUUAUAAUAAUUACAAUAGUUACAUUAUAUGAUUAUUAUAUCCACAUAAUAAAAUUCGAUUGUAUGACGCAUUUA